UUCCUCUACCAGUUAGAAAUCAUUUGUGGACCCUUUGGAAUAAUUGUGAAGAUUUUUAUUUUCUUCUGCGCUUUCAUUACAUAUAGUUGUGCUAUACGAAAAUUCAUAAAACAUUACACUAUUUUAUAUAGAAAUGGCAACGACAUUAUUGCGAACGGGUUUACGGUACGUGAUUUCGAAUGGAGUUCUCGAAAAAAGAAUAAUUUCAGUUUUGUGCAAUGGUGGAGUUUAUGAGAAGGAAAACAUCGAGUUUCCACAACGAAAGCUGAAGUGCCGUGAUAUUACACGACGAAUGCAUAGUAAGAGCCGUACACACUAUACGGGAGUCUCAAUAUCCACAGACGAACGAGACGAACAGGAUAGCGACUCUGACAAUGAACACGAAAGAGGAGUAUCACAUUUCUGGAGACGAAAAAUGCGCACAUUACACAACCAUUUAGACGUUAAUAAAGAUGGACUUAUCAGUUAUGAUGAUUUCAUGCUGCUUGCAGAAAGAUUCUCUGACUUAGGGCAUUUAUCCGAAGAGGCUAAGACUGAAUUCAAAAAAGUACUAAGUGAUAUGUGGAAGGAACAAUGGGGUGAAAUUAGUCCAUAUAAUCUCAUUUGUAUUGAAAAAUACUUGGAAGAAAUGCAUCAUGUUCUUAAUGACUCGUCGUUGAAAAAGAAAUGUCAUCAUUUCUUGCCAUUUUUAUUCAAAGCAGUAGACAAAGAUCAGAGUGGUGAAAUUUCUGUGGAGGAAUUCAAAUUAUUUUUCCAAUGUUUAGGUCUCACACAUGAUCAUGCAGUUGUUUCCUUCAGUCACAUUGAUUCUAAUGACGAUGGUAAAAUUAGUUUCGACGAAUUUGUAUCACUGGGCCGUGAUUUUUUCAUAGACGAAGAUCCAAAGAGGCCCAGUAAACAUUUCUGGGGACCGUUAAUAGUCUGAAUAUGUUAUUAUUUUACCCUGUAACUUGUGAUAUUAAGAUACCGCCUGUUAAUUAUUUUUAUAAUGACAUAUGAAUUAUUAAUAUGAUUUAUUACACUUUUAGUAGAAUAAGUUUUUUUCUAUAAAAAUAAUUUGAAAUAGAUCAAGCAUACAUGUAUUUGAAAGAUCUUAUGUUCUGGACAACAAAAUUUGUUUAAUGAACAUGUUCUUUAGAUAUGGUAAUGGUUAAAAAUUUCUAUAACACAUUUAUAUUAAAAAGUACAACCAUUUAAUAAAAAGUAUGAAUACUCACUUUUACAAAUGUAAGUAAUUAUAAGAAAAUAAAUAGACUGACAAUUAAA
Megalopta genalis is the source of this 1266-nucleotide messenger RNA. RefSeq names its product sarcoplasmic calcium-binding protein (gene CBP). The record is from RefSeq and is a predicted model, not a curated record. Gene Ontology annotation, molecular function: calcium ion binding. Lineage: Eukaryota; Metazoa; Arthropoda; Insecta; Hymenoptera; Halictidae.